This is a messenger RNA of Guillardia theta CCMP2712, 903 nucleotides long. RefSeq lists its product as hypothetical. NCBI's taxonomy places the organism in Eukaryota, Cryptophyceae, Pyrenomonadales, Geminigeraceae. Bases 1 to 903 code for a protein of 300 amino acids. Gene Ontology annotation, biological process: regulation of ribosomal protein gene transcription by RNA polymerase II. The record is from RefSeq and is a predicted model, not a curated record. Gene Ontology annotation, molecular function: DNA-binding transcription factor activity; sequence-specific DNA binding; protein binding. Gene Ontology annotation, cellular component: nucleus. The transcript is spliced from 13 exons.
AUGAACAAUGUUCCCAACAUCAGCAUGCCCAACAGGCCGCCAAUCCUUCCGACGCCGCAAGCCAUGCUUCAGAUCAAUGCAUCACAGAUCAAUUCACAACAGCCCAACGAUUUGAGGAAGACAUACGCAUAUGCCAAGUUGGAGGGGCCAAGGCUAAAGCACUUCAUCGUCACGUCCUCUGUCGUGCUAGGUCGAAACAGGAUGGUGCAGAAAGGCACGAACAAGCGCAAACUUGGCGAGAUGCAGGCAAGCAAUCAGGAUGACUCGGAUACAGUCAGCGAUAGCUUUGUGGGGCUGGGAUGGAAUACCAACAUAUCGAAGAGGCACAUUGAAAUCAUGUUUGACUUCCGCAAGCGCAGCUGGGUUUUGCUCUGCUACGGCAAGAAUGGCGUCUGGAUCGAUUCAACCUUUGUAGAUCAGGUUCCCGGAGCUCACUUCUUCUACUUCUUGUGCCCUGCGAACGCUACGGGGAGGUCGAGUGAGAAGCUCGUCGGCAUCGGAAGUGCAUGGAGGUGGGAGGGCUUCGGAGGAGGCUCAGCUCUCCUCCAGGUGCUGGCGACAAGCAAGGACAGGAGGGCGAGUAUGGUGGAGAUAGUCGAGAGCAUCAAGAAGAAAUUCCCCUUCUACGGCAAACAACCGGACGCGCUGCUGAACAACGCCGUGAAGCAGUGUUUGACCAACAACAAGUGCUUCUCCAUGGUCGUCAGUGACCAGCACGAGGACAACCACCAGGCCGCCACAUGGACUGUCGAUGCUUUGGCACUCGCUGAGCUGCUCGCCGAGAAAGCCAUCGAACAUCCAGAGAGAACACUAGCUCCUGCUCCUCCUCCAGCACCUACAACCUUCACCCCCAAGACUGAAGCGACGGCGACGGUGAUGCUCGAGGGAGAGCUGGGCGGCUGA